CAUGCGCUAAGCUUCCAAACUAGGUGAGACUUUUCUCGCGCGCCCUUUGCCCUUAUCCACCACCACCAACGUCGCCUACCACCCGUUCUAGCCAUCGACACAGGCUUCCUGCGCCCCCAACAGCGUCUUUCACCACCUCCUACGUGGAUCUGCCUGUUGGACCAAGCGCAACGGCUCUGGACGCCACCCUCAUCUCUCAACACGCUUUCUACACUACCCUCACCUUGUCAAUCACGCUAUCUACACUCUCUAACCACCCAUGUCGCGACCAUCAGCGAGGAGGAUCACAGGGCUGUCGAAGGCAACCAUAAAACAUGGUUUUCGACGCUCUGUGCGAACGAUUGAUGUACUGAAGGCAGGACAACAAACCCGACGAAUGGAACAUGUGAACGCCAAGCGGCAAUCAUGUAUACAAGAGAUGUCAGCUGAAGAUCGUGCGGCUGUCGAGACUAUGCUCAUCGAUUAUGACACGGAUAUUGAGUCUAUACCAUACACUGCUCCCCCGGGCGAGGAGGGAGCCGAGUUUAGCCACGAGGGCGGAGAGUACGAGGUGUUCCAGGGGCUAGCUCAGCAGAUGGCAGACCUCUCUGGAUUCCACUACGUUGAUCCACGUACACGUGGGGACCGCAUUAAUGUUCAGAAUGCAAACUGGGAUCUUCAGAUGGAAGGCCUGGUCAGGGCUUAUCUGGACUAUCGCAUGCGAGAUAAUGGCGACGGCAUGCCAAGUGUUUUGAGCGAUGAUGACACUCUACGUGAUGAUGCUGACACUCUGAUCCUGCAGAAUAUCGAGCUGGUCGACAUUUUUAGCCGAAAAUUCGCAUCGCUGCAACCCCUUGCCUCCCACAGGUUUCCGAAUGAAAGCCUUAUAUAUCAUGGUUACCUUGGCUGUUCUCCGCUGCACCCGACUGUCGCCAUUUCUCUCCGCACGCUUGCGGCUUAUCGACAGUCUCACAGGACUUGCCCCCGGUUUAGUGUUCAAGCGCAGUGCAAGGCCCUGUGCCACCUCCACGAUAUCCCUUACCAACCAUAUCUAAAUACGCAAUUCUCGGACGCAUAUGAUGUUUACCUUGAGAUCUUGCAUCGGGUAGACUCCCUCAUCAAAGCAGCACUGAAGCGCGAUACACAAGAUUGGCGCCUUCUCAACUCGUGUCCCUGUUGCUGUUACAAACUAGAUGACGAAGACAACAUGACUUUUGAGUGGCUUGCCACCAUCGACGGUAACAAUAGCUUGAAAAGAUGGUCGUCUUCUAUUUACGGCACAUCUCCAAGGGAUGAUUCGCGGACUCGACGUUCUGACUACUGGCUCCAUCGCGCGAACGUUGACCAAUUCCAACUUAAUGGCGCUCAACCUCAUGAACAAGAUCCCACUGAUGACUGGGAGGAUGUGGUACAGUCCGACUCGGCACCAUUCAACUGCGUUGACCGCUGGCGAAAUGCUGGUCCGGAAGCACGUAAACGCAUGUUUUCAGUUUUCGAUGAAUCUGGCAUUUUUAUUGCGGCCUGUCGCCACCGGUUCAUUCUUUUAGUGUGUGAUAUGGUCAAAAGUGGCGAACUCUCAAAAUACCCGCUCGCUAUUUUAGAUCAUCUGCUCAAUGUCUACGGGAAGAAUGGUGGCGUUGCAUACGAUAUUGGAUGCGCAUUUUCCAAGACGCUGGAAAAUAGCUGCCUUGGACCCCGAGCUCGUGAACUCAAUUUACGACUGAUGGUCGGAGCUUUCCAUGGCCAUGCUCACAACCGACGGUGUCAAAUUGACUGGCAUCCGAUGUACAUAGAAGGUACUGGCCACACCGAGGGAGAAGGCUGUGAACACGUUUUUUCAUCAUCAAAUGAGCUUGCGCGCAGCACUCGCCACGCUACUCCAUUUCACCGGCAUCAAACGAUCGAGCAACACUUUGCCUUUUGGGACGAUGACAAGUACGCAGCGCUUAGUACAUUUUUACAGAAUCAUUACCGAGAGGCACUCACUGCCAUUCAAACUCUCACCGGCGAACUUUCCUCACUGGAAGGUGUCCUCAAUCUCACACACGCCGACUUCAUUCGUUUUCACAAGGAAGAGCGCUCAUACCUCGACGGCCUGAAGGAACCCCCUGUCAAGGAUCGUGUCAGUGUUCGAUAUGUUCAAGCUCUUGAUGAAGUUGUCGUCCGCCAAAAGGAAUGGAACACAGCACGAGAAGCCGCCAAUCGGGCACUUGUGGAUAUUCAUGUCGGUGGCUAUCAGGAAAUGCACACUGCCAUCAAUCAAGCCUGGAUCCGAGUUGACGGAUCAUAUUCGAAGCUUCAAAAUGCGGAAGCGAUGGCUUCGCAUUUAGAGAUUCAACUUGGGAUUGAUAAGCGAUGGGAGAUCGACAGCAAACCCUACCGUCAAUUUCGCCAAGAAGCUUCACUUUUGACUUACCGCACAGCACUCGAUGACUUAGAACGACUUGUCGUGAUGCGUCUAUUUGAGUUGUCGAAACUCUCGCUUUCAGGCACGGGCUACAAACUACGUCAACAAAUUAGCAAGGCUCUACAACGUCGAUCACAGGCAAUUCGGAACGCACUUAGCCGGUUCAAUCUGCAGGCUGCUGCUCUUGUACCUCCGCGUCCACAGCUCACUUGGAAAGAUAUAGUGGAGUACAGCUUUCUGGGCGAGUUCGAUCUUUUGCGCCAGUCUCGUUCUGACAUUCGCACCCUGGACUGGACCAAACCUGCGCAUCGCGAAGCUACGGUAAAGUACUUCAAACUUCAACGUGCCCGUGAAGAGAUUCAACGCUUGAAUAUUGAAAUUCGUCGGUUGCGUACAGCCAUACAUGAUGAGGAACUCACUGUGAAUGCCACCAUCAAUUCCCUUCUCGUAUCCAACAAACCUGUUGGACUUGAACUGCAACGUCAAUGGCGCAGUCGCGCUGCCAUCAAUGCAGCGCAUUUGUUUAGAUUAGAUCGAAUCAUGUCGCAGGCAGGCUUUUCAGGCAAAAGAGGCCUCGGAACUCGACUCAACGGCACAUCUAGCCAUGAACCUGAGCGGAUGAUGGCGACUUCGACAAUUUCAACAACUGACGAACAAAGUGGUGGAGAUAAUCUUGAGCAUGAGGAGCAAGAACAGAAUGUAGAAGAUUUCGCUGAUUUUUUGGCAUCCGUUGUAGAGUAAAUGUUGCGUCAAAAAUACAAUAGUAGUGUUGAUAUUGGAAUUCGAG
Molecule: messenger RNA, 3173 nt
Organism: Suillus plorans
Lineage: Eukaryota; Fungi; Basidiomycota; Agaricomycetes; Boletales; Suillaceae
Exons: 12
Coding region: 260-3127 (955 amino acids)
Source: RefSeq, a predicted model, not a curated record